Molecule: messenger RNA, 465 nt
Organism: Serendipita indica DSM 11827
Lineage: Eukaryota; Fungi; Basidiomycota; Agaricomycetes; Sebacinales; Serendipitaceae
Source: the annotation of a GenBank genome assembly
AUGAAGGGGCUUGGAUCAACUUCUAAUGAAGCCCUAACUCAAUCAUUGGUCGAUCAGCUGAGAGCAAUGAUGGAGCAGAGAAUGGGCAGUGGUAGCCGACUCAGUGGCCAGCAACUGCAACCCCCCUCUUUGGCACUAUCAGACAUGCUAUCUCCGUCGAAUCUUGCUCCCCUCUUUGAACCAUCGAACUCUACGCUUCUGUCGGCGCUACAAGACUAUCUACCACCGGAUAUCCCGUCAGAUCCAGAUUCUACGACCGAAGAUACGCUCCGCCGUGUAAUCCAAUCUGGUCCGUUUCAGUCCACAGUGCGUCAAUUGGAUCGGGCGUUCAAUACCGGCCUCCUCAGUAGACUCAUGCCGGGCUUUGGGCUGCCCGAAGAAGCUGGCUUGAGCGUAGAGGCCUUUCUCAAGGCAAUCCAUGAUAAAGCCAAACGCGAGGAACACGCCUCGCAACCACAAGAAUAA